Molecule: messenger RNA, 1075 nt
Organism: Gossypium raimondii (Peruvian cotton)
Lineage: Eukaryota; Viridiplantae; Streptophyta; Magnoliopsida; Malvales; Malvaceae
Product: putative HVA22-like protein g
Exons: 7
Coding region: 363-935 (190 amino acids)
Source: RefSeq, a predicted model, not a curated record
UCAUUCUCCUUUCCCCGGAAAAACAUUUUCUUUUAUUCUCCUUCGAUUUUGAUCUCAAGUUUCUAAUCCCAAAAACCCAACUCACUUAUCUCUUUCUUUCGUGCAACACAAUUCUUUUUCUUUGUACUGUUGCAGAAUCGAAGUUAUCCUUUAUACUGUUUCGGAGGGUUCUUGAAUCUUUAAAGGUUCCAUUUUGAUAUCAUACAUCAGGGAACUUCAUUAAUUCAAUUGGUCUUGGAAACAGGUUUGGAAAUUUGGGUUGGCCUUUUCCUUUUUGGUUUUGCCAUAGUUGGUUUACUGUUCAGGGAAAUUAGCACGGGAGAUUGUAGAUAUUAGAAUUGAAAUUGAAAAAGAAAAGAAGAAUGUUGGGUGAAUUCAUAAUCAGAUUGCUCAUGUUGAUUCUUGGAUAUGCAUAUCCAGCGUUUGAGUGCUUUAAAACGGUGGAGAAAAACAAAGUGGAGAUGCAGGAACUCAGAUUUUGGUGUCAAUAUUGGAUCCUUUUGGCCUUCCUGACAGUCUUUGAGAGGAUAGGGGACAUAUUCAUUUCAUGGUUGCCAAUGUAUGGGGAGUUGAAGCUUACGCUUUUAAUCUAUUUAUGGUAUCCUAAAACCAAGGGAAGCGAUUAUGUAUACGAUACCUGGUUGCGGCCUUACAUGGCAAGACAUGGAACAGAAGUAGACAAAAAGGUACAAGAGGUGAGAGGUAGAGCAUGGGACUUGGCGUUGUAUUACUGGCAAAAUUGCACUGAAUUGGGGCAAUCUAAAUUCUGGGAAAUGCUUCAAUCACCCAGCUUAAACAUGAAAAAGAGUAAGAAGACAAUCAACCGUUCAACCGCAGAAUCAGGCAACUCAGGAUACGAGAUUCCAGACUCCCCAAGUCAUUCCGGGAUCUACCAAGCUCUUCUAAAGCUUCGUCGUACCAAACCACACAAUUAACUAACGCAAUAUGUAUGAAAAGAUCCCCGAAAGUGCAUACAGGAAAAAGAAAAGUCUGAAAUUAAAUUCAUUCAUUUGUUUUCCUUUGUAAUAUAAACUAUGGUUCUACUUUAUAUAAGAAUGUUCCUCCAGUUUCAAAA